AAAAAAAUCAAAAACAACGUUGAAGUUCUUGGCAACAUAAAUAAUAUUCACUUUUACCAACAAUCGAACAUUUAUCUUUGUGGACACUUAAAAAUCUAUGCUAAUCUCAAUGCUAUUAUUAAAAAGUCUUUCAAAACUACUACCGUCAAUGUUCCUUCGUUUCAUCAGACCGUUAUCUAAAUAUAUUUUAAUUGAUGCCGCUGAUGCAAUCUCUUAAAUUUUUAUUGUUAUAUGCCGAAACGUUCAGUAAAAAUUCAAGAAUGUAUUUUAUUCAAACAAUCAGUUUUUGUGUUAUUAUACGAAUGUGUAUUGCAAAUCCUAUUCCAAUCGUUACUAAUGGCUCCAGCAAACAACAAACAGAUUGCCUAGCAGAAAUGGAAAGAGUUUUUUUAAUGGACGAGAAAAUUACAUGCAAUGAUGGAUCAAAAUCAGGAUAUUAUCUGAGAGAAAAUCAAAAUAGCGAGGAUUGGAUUAUAUAUCUAGAAGGAGGUUGGUUUUGUCACAAUGAAGCUUCGUGUACAACUCGAAUGAACCACUCAAGUUUGUUUUCUAUGACUUCGUCUAAACUUUGGCAUGAUUGUCGGAAAGGUGAUGGAAUGGUUCAUCCAGAUUCAAACUCAAAUCCACUUUUUUACCAUUAUAAUCACGUAUAUGUUCCAUAUUGUUCAAGUGAUUUUUGGCUAGGAAACACAAAUCAAAUUACUUCAAAAGGUGAGAAUAUUGCAUUUCAUGGAUCCAAAAUACUAAUCAGGUUAAUUACAGAAUUAUUGAAUAAGCGUUUAGCUAAAGCAUCAACACUAGUAUUGGCUGGUAGCAGUGCAGGGGGUAUUGGUGUUCUUCAAAAUAUUGAUCGUGUAGCUAAAAUUGUACAGACUCUAAAACCAAAUAUUGAAGUUAAAGGUAUCAUUGAUUCAGCAUAUUUUCUUGAAGCCUCCCUUAAUUCAAACUGCAAAUCAGAUGGCUGUAAUAACUCAGAUAUGGAACUAAAACUUGCAACAAGUUAUUGGGGUGCCUUACUUGACUCUACUUGUGAUAAAGGUUACCGCUGCUUGUUCGCAGAAAAUAUGCUGCUCACAGUAAAAACUCCAAUAUUCAUGUUCCAGUGGCUGUAUGACACAGUGCAAAUUAUGGCUGAUAAUCGAGCAUUAGAAACACAUUUGGAUGAAAUCUUUCAACCUGAAAACAUGGCCUUUGUUCUAAAGCUUGGAGAAAAAAUGAGGAAAUUGCUAAAAGAAAGUGACGAGAGAAUUGGUUUGUUUGCACCAUCAUGCAUUGCCCAUACAGCAUUGGCUAGCAGUUCUGUUUUUCAUGGCGUUAAAAUUCAUGGUGUUACUUUUAAUCAAGCUUUACAGUGUUGGUUAAGUGAAAGCUCAAAUAAGACUAACUCAGGAAAAGAUGCCAGCUGUAAAAUGAGAUUUACAGACAGUUGUCCUCCUAUGUCGUGUCAAAAAGAUUGCCCACCAAUCUACGAUCCUACAACAGGAGUAGAGAUAGAAAUUCCUAUGUCAAAUGUUAAAGAUUUGGACAAAAAAGAAUCUCGACCUGAUCCUGACUAUAUGGAAUUCUUGAACAGGGUAAUCAAAGAUAUUAACACAGGAUAAGAAAGUCAUCAAUAUAUUUUCUUCAGAUUCGUAUACAGCCUUCUAGAUAAAGAAGAUAUUACUUUCUUAAAGAAUUAAAAAUGACAUUUUUGACAUAAAAAUGACAAUAUAAACACAUACGCAUACAUACAGAU
Molecule: messenger RNA, 1735 nt
Organism: Hydra vulgaris (swiftwater hydra)
Lineage: Eukaryota; Metazoa; Cnidaria; Hydrozoa; Anthoathecata; Hydridae
Product: palmitoleoyl-protein carboxylesterase notum2
Molecular function (GO): hydrolase activity
Source: RefSeq, a predicted model, not a curated record